Messenger RNA from Notothenia coriiceps (black rockcod), 1027 nucleotides. Its product is annotated as arrestin red cell isoform 1. Gene Ontology annotation, molecular function: angiotensin receptor binding. Gene Ontology annotation, cellular component: cytoplasm. Lineage: Eukaryota; Metazoa; Chordata; Actinopteri; Perciformes; Nototheniidae. The record is from RefSeq and is a predicted model, not a curated record. The transcript is spliced from 10 exons. Gene Ontology annotation, biological process: G protein-coupled receptor internalization; signal transduction; positive regulation of ERK1 and ERK2 cascade. The coding region runs from base 8 to 1027 and encodes 339 amino acids.
UAAAUGAAUGAGUUUUUCUAACCCUAACCCUCCUUCUUUCUACAGAGUCUUUAAGAAAUCCAGCCCCAACUGCAAGAUCACAGUUUAUCUAGGGAAGCGAGACUUUGUUGAUCACUUAGAACAUGUAGAUCCAGUUGAUGGAGUGCUUCUUGUAGACCAAGAGUAUCUGAAAGACCGAAAAGUGUUUGUGACUCUGACCUGUGCGUUUCGUUAUGGUCGGGAGGAUCUGGACGUCCUGGGCCUUUCCUUCCGGAAGGAUCUGUACGUCAGCACACUGCAGGUGUUCCCCCCUCUGGAGGACAAGAAGACCCCUCUGAGCCGCCUGCAGGAGCGGCUGCUGAAGAAGCUGGGGCAGCAGGCCCACCCCUUCCACUUCACUAUCCCCCAGAAGCUGCCUUGCUCAGUAACCCUCCAGCCAGGCGCAGAGGACACUGGGAAGGCAUGUGGCGUGGACUAUGAGCUCAGAGCAUUCUGUGCUAAGACUGCAGAGGAGAAGAUCCACCAAAGGAAUUCUGUUCAACUGUUGAUCCGGAAGGUUCAAUAUGCCCCGGAGAAGCCGGGUCCUCAGCCAAUGGUGGAGACCAGUCGCAGCUUCCUGAUGUCCGACAGAUCUCUACACCUAGAGGCCUCACUGGAUAAGGAGCUGUACUACCAUGGUGAGCCCAUCAGUGUCAACGUCCAUGUCACCAACAACUCCACCAAGAGUGUGAAGAGGGUGAAGAUAUCUGUUCGUCAGUAUGCCGACAUCUGUCUGUUCUCCACGGCUCAGUAUAAGUGUCCAGUUGCCCAUGUUGAAGCAGAUCACCAGGUUUCUCCCAGCUCCACCUCCUGCCAGGUCUACACUCUGACCCCCACGCUGGGGACCAACAGGGAAAAGAGAGGCCUGGCCCUGGAUGGAAAGCUAAAGCAUGAAGACACCAACCUGGCCUCCAGCACCAUAGUAAAAGAAGGGACCAACAAGGAGAUGAUGGGGAUCCUGGUUUCCUACAGAGUCAAAAUCAAACUGGUGGUGUCUCUUGGAGGGUAG